GUACAUGCCAUAGCACGUAUUAGUGAUGAAUUUUGGUUUGACCCCAUAGAAAAAGGUCUUGCCUUAAGAUCAGUGAAUUCUUCAAGGUCAGCAUAUGCAUAUGUCUUCUUCUCAUCUAUGUUUUUUCAACAUUACUGCUGGACAGCUGUGUCUCAACCAUGUCAGAAGGAAAAACAGUUAUCCCUCCCAUUCAGUUCUUCCUGUAUUUAGAUGUGUAAAUGUGCUGGAAAGGAAUGUAGAGAAAUGCAGCAUUUAUACAAAUAUUAAUGAUCAUCACAUAACUUUUCAGCUCCUCUGCAAACAUGGUGUUGUAAAAACAUAUAAUCUGACGUUUCAAGAAUGUGAUCCGUUGCAAGCUGUUUUUGCAAAGCACAUGUGUCCAAACAUACUUAAAGUCCACUCCAGGCUGCUGGCUGAUAUAAUGAUUCACUUUCCGACCAGUCAAGAAGAAGUAACCUUAUCAGUUACUCCAAUGAAAGUUUGUUUCAAGAGUUACACUGAAGACGACACUGAUUUUUCAAAGACAAUGCUUACUGAAAUACAACUAAAUCCAGAUGAAUUUGACUACUUUCAAGUUGGAGUAGAUUCUGAAGUGACGUUUUGCCUUAAAGAAUUGAGGGGACUGCUAGCAUUGUCAGAAGCUACCAGCGUUCCCGUCUCAAUCCAUUUUGACGUAUCUGGAAAACCAAUUGCUUUCAGCAUUGAAGAUAUGGUGCUGGAAGCCAGCUUUAUUUUGGCUACCUUGUCCGACGUUGAAAAGGAGACAGCUUCCCAGCAGCCUCCCCGCUUUUCACCGCGGCAGGAAAGCUCGAAGACACAUACGGGUAAAUCUGAGAAAACCUCCGUGCAUAAAGAGAGCAAUGCAGAAGCAGUUGCUUCCAAAAAGCCACAGUGGACUGGGAGCGCGCCGAACAGGGAGUCAGCGCAACCUGUGAGUCCUUCGGCAAAACAAGAGAUUAAAAGUAUUCCCAGAGUCACAAAGAGAGAGACGGUGGGCGUAGAGGGAACAGCCGUGACCGAGGCGGAGGACCGUGCAGUGCUGGAAGGAGAGGCGACGGAGUCUCAUUAUCAGAAGUUUCAUUCCUUAUUUUUUGGAGCAGUUUCUCAUACGGAGAAGGAUGCCAUCAGUCACACCUCCCAUAGUUUAGCAACAGCUAGCGACACCGAAGAGGAUUUUGGCAACGCGCAGAGCUCCCAAGUUCUCUAGUGACACGAAGCGUUUGAAUCCAAGGAAAGACUAUCGGGGAUUGCCUUGAAAGAUAAAAGGGUAUUUGACGUGGUAAUUGUGGAGCCGUUCCUAGUUUUAGAAAGAAGUUUAACUGCAGUUCUUCAGCAAGUUAGAACUCGAUGGAAACUAUCUGUAGUCUGAGCUUGUGUGGUAAAUGGCAUUUCACGAAUACCUGUUCAGUCUGGAAAGUGGAAAUGCUGCUCAGACGGUGUCUGUUUCUUUUUUUUUUUGCAAGACAGGUACAGGAAAAGGACAAAACUCGACUCAGUACCGAGCACUGUACCAGUUCCUGCUCUGGCAGUACAGGUGAAGUGUUAAUUCACCGUUUAUGUUAACCACCAGCACAGGUCACGCUAGCACUGUCAGCUGCUGCCAUAAUGCAAUGUACAGGUAGGGCACGAUUGACUCGACUGAGAUGUGGGUGUGGUGUUCUGUAGGUACGCUGCUUUGGAUGCUCAGCUCCCCCGUGCAGGCUUACUACAGAGGGCAAAUUAGGCUGCUGUUGUAAAGUUAAGAGUGCUGGAAAAAUAACCCCCUACGCUGGCACAGCCAAACACACUAGUGCUAUAGAAUAGCUGGUAUUUUUACAGAAACUGUGUAGAACUAGCAUUUAACUGAAUAACCAAAGCUGCCAUAGAAAUGCAUUUAAAAAAAUAAAAGUGCUGUUUGAAA
Molecule: messenger RNA, 1900 nt
Organism: Gymnogyps californianus (California condor)
Lineage: Eukaryota; Metazoa; Chordata; Aves; Accipitriformes; Cathartidae
Gene: RAD9B
Product: RAD9 checkpoint clamp component B
Exons: 10
Coding region: 95-1207 (370 amino acids)
Biological process (GO): DNA repair; mitotic intra-S DNA damage checkpoint signaling; cellular response to ionizing radiation
Cellular component (GO): checkpoint clamp complex
Source: RefSeq, a predicted model, not a curated record